Messenger RNA from Aspergillus udagawae, 1425 nucleotides. Its product is annotated as GDP-Man:Man(1)GlcNAc(2)-PP-dolichol alpha-1,3-mannosyltransferase. Gene Ontology annotation, molecular function: alpha-1,3-mannosyltransferase activity; GDP-Man:Man(1)GlcNAc(2)-PP-Dol alpha-1,3-mannosyltransferase activity. The transcript has 2 exons. Lineage: Eukaryota; Fungi; Ascomycota; Eurotiomycetes; Eurotiales; Aspergillaceae. The record is from RefSeq and is a predicted model, not a curated record. Bases 1 to 1425 code for a protein of 474 amino acids.
AUGGCCCGCCUCAAACCCUCCAAUGUCAUCAUCAUCCACCCGGACCUGGGAAUCGGCGGCGCGGAGCGGCUAAUCAUCGACGUGGCGCUGGCGCUGCAGUCCCGCGGCCACAAAGUCACCAUCUACACCUCCCACCGCGACAAAUCGCACUGUUUCGAGGAAGCGCGCGACGGCACGCUCGAUGUGCGCGUGCGCGGCAACUCACUCUUCCCCGCGCAUGUCGGCGGACGACUACAUGUCCUCAUGGCGGUUCUGCGGCAGCUGCAUCUGACGGCGUCGGUGCUGAGGGAGAUCGCAACAGAAAAGGGUGAUUCGGACGACAUCUUCAUCGUCGACCAGGUCCCCGCUUGCGUGCCGUUUUUGAAAACGCUCGGCCCCCGCGCAGCGCGCAGCCGCAGUCGCAGUCGCCAGCGCAUCCUCUUCUACUGCCAUUUCCCCGACCAGUUGCUUGCGCGCCGGAAUGAGGGCGGCGAGCUGUUGCGGCUUGCGAAGACGCUCUAUCGGUAUCCGUUUGACUGGUUUGAAGGGUGGGCGAUGAGCGCAUCGGAUACGGUCGUUGCCAACUCGAAGUUCACCCGCGGGGUCGUGAGCGAGGUCUUUGGGAAGGAGAAGCUCGGUGAUGUUCGGAUUGUUUAUCCCUGCGUCGAUACCAAGGCUGGCGCGCCGGUUGGGACUGGUGAGGGCACAUUGUGGGGUGGGAAGAAGAUCUUGUUAAGUGUGAACCGGUUCGAGAGGAAGAAGGAUUUGGGGUUGGCGAUUCGUGCGUAUCAUCAUCUUGGGGAGGAGAAACGGAGGGGGACACGGUUGGUGAUUGCUGGCGGUUACGACAAUCGGGUCCAGGAGAAUGUCCAAUACCACCGAGAACUAGACCAGCUCGCUACAAGUUUGGGAUUACAGACCGCGACCUCUAAAACGGUCAUCUCUGCCCUGUCUAUCCCUGAUUCGAUCGACGUCCUUUUCUUGCUCUCCGUCCCAACCGCCUUCCGGGAUACGCUCCUCUCGCAGGCAAAACUGCUUCUCUACACUCCCAUCAACGAACACUUUGGUAUUGUCCCCGUCGAAGCCAUGCGCGCCGGGAUCCCCGUUCUCGCAUCGAACACAGGCGGGCCGUUGGAAACUAUCGUGGAAGGCGAAACGGGCUGGCUCCGGGACGCAACGGUCGUCGCUGAUUGGACUGCGGUCAUGGACCGGGUUCUCUACGGGAUGGCUCAGAAGGACUUGGACCGCAUGUCAGCCGCGAGCAAAGCGAGAGUAGAGAAGGAGUUCUCGCUGACUGCAAUGGGUGACAGACUUGAAGAGGAGAUUGCGGACAUGCUCAGCAAGGAAAGACGACCAUUCAGCGGAUUUCACCAGCUAAUCUUCGUCUUUGCCUUGUUGGGCAUUGUGUCUUCUGUUCUUGGCGUGUGGGCCGUAAAGGUGCUCUAG